Ectocarpus siliculosus is the source of this 1695-nucleotide messenger RNA. The record is from the annotation of a GenBank genome assembly. NCBI's taxonomy places the organism in Eukaryota, Phaeophyceae, Ectocarpales, Ectocarpaceae.
AUGGCAUCGGCUUCUGCUGCGGCGGGAGCCGGCGCGGAGACAACAAGCAGGAGAGAGUACAUCAUGAGCGAGCUGCAACAAGUGCGGGAGUUGUUCCCUGCGCCCAUGAUACAGGCUGCUAACACGAGCUUCGUCCAGGUCGUUGUCAUGCGAACUCCCUACGCUAAGAUCCAAGCGCGGUUGCAGUUUCCAGACGACUACCCGGCUAGGUCGACAUCCCCGAUCUUGGAGCUCACAAGCGCCUCUUUGCCCCAGCCUUUCCUGAGGAAGCUCAUCAAGAGCGCCGAGGAAGCCGCUCGGGCGUGCACCCCGACAGCGGCGAAGAGCGAAGCCGUAGGCGGCGGCGAGACGGGGAAGGCGGUGGCCGCUCUGAAGGUCGUGGUGGACGCCGUGAACAAGAACAAGUUUCUGCCGUGCUGGAAGGAAUUGAGACAGGCGGCAACGCUCGUGACGAGCCUAGGAGGGGGCUUUCGCGCAGACGAGGAAUCAGGUCUGGUGACGAUCCGGGUAAAGUCUGGGCGAUACACCGUGGUGGCGUUGAUACAAGUGCCGGACGGGUACCCGAUGGAGGGCUGCGGCGUGGAGUUGAAGUCGCACAACUUUCCGGCGCAUAUAGCGCGUCGUCACCUCGUGCAGGGCGAGGAAAUCGUACGACGUUGCCUUUGCGGGUACAGCCCGGAAUUAGCUCUCCAGACGAGCAACCCCAUCAAAAUUCCCCCAGGGAGAGGUGGGAAGCCCGCGGGGUCGGGAAACGUUCGCAUCACCAGCGAGCACGUGCGGAACCUGAAGCACGACGUGGAAUUCAUCAAGAAGGCGCACGAUCUGCGCGACGUGGGCGAGGGCAAGAACAAGCCUAACGCAAAGGUUGCACCGCCGAGCACGCAGGAGAGACGGGCGGCGCGGAGAGAGCUCAAGACCCUCGCCAAGACGGAAGCCGUGAGCGAAGAGGAGCAGGCCAAGAAACUGGCCGAGCUAGAGCUCAAGGAGCAGGAGGAGCUCCUGCACUCCCAGCUGAGUGAUACCUCGCAGCCGUCGCUGCUGCCGCUGGUCGAUUUCCUGGUGAACGUGUUUGGGUGGAGACUCCCCCAGGAGACGUGUGUCGCGUGCGACAAAAGAGUCAUGCCGGAAGACCCUCGUCACCCAUCCCUCAGAGACCCUGCACACAAGGAGAGACCCACCAGGGUGUUCUGCGGGCAUUGGUUCCACUACGACUGCCUCCGCGUGUGGAUGACCGAGCCACCGUUCGCGAAGGACUGCCCUCGGUGCGGACACCGCGUUUACCACCCGGACUGGCCGCAGGAACCCAAGCAGCUGGAGAAGGCAUGGGCGAACAGGCAGGCGAAGCGAAGGGAGGUCGGAGAAGUGCGAGACUUCUUUACGGUGGAUGCGAGGUUCCAGACCGGGGUGGGGCGGGGGGACGACUUCGGCGCCUUCAGCUAGUUUUCUUGCGAGAAUAUUGUGCGUGUCUGUGUUGGUGGGGCUCUUGACGCACGAAACGAGUUACCUGGUGGCACGGUAGUCCUACCACUCUCUGGUGUUUGUUGUGUACUGCCUUUUGUUGAUCAUAAGAAGAAGUAGGUCGGCGGGUGAAAGAGCCACCUCCUUCGACGGGAAAUCUUGUUUUGUUGACAUCCGGAUAGGGGAGUAAGCUAAAUAGCGGACAACCACAACAUGUGAAUACGAAUAUGCUAGAUC